AUGGAUCCAUCAAACCAGGAAAAGCAGCGAGUGGUUGAGGAGCCACGGUUCCUCGACUUCCCUCAUCUUCCCAACGGAGUCAUCCGAGAUGGCAAGCUAAGGUUGAAUCGAUAUUCCUCUACCAUCACCAAAGACCAUGAUUUUCCAGGAGCGCAGGCAAUGCUGUACGCCGCAGGUGUACCUGACCGAGAGUCGAUGAAGAAUAGCCCGCAUGUUGGCGUGGCUGCAGUGUGGUGGGAGGGUAAUCCAUGCAAUAUGCAUCUGCUUGACCUGGGCAAGAUUGUCAAAAAUUCGGUUCAAAAGCAAGGUAUGCUGGCAUGGCAAUACAACACUAUCGGGGUCUCUGAUGCUAUCACGAUGGGUGGCGAGGGAAUGCGAUUUUCUCUUCAGACCAGAGAGAUCAUUGCAGACAGUAUCGAGACGGUCACGUGCGCACAACAUCAUGACGCUUGCAUUACUCUGCCCGGCUGCGACAAAAAUAUGCCUGGCGUUGUCAUGGCUAUGGCCAGACACAACAGACCUUCCAUCAUGAUCUACGGUGGCACCAUCGCCGUCGGGUACAGCAAUCUCCUCCGAAAGCCCAUCAACAUCUCGACCUGCUAUGAAGCAUCUGGAGCAUACAAUUACAAUACUCUAAAGCAACCAGAAGAUGGCGGAGACUUGACAAAGACCAAGGAUGAGAUUAUGGACGACAUUGAGCAGCAUGCGUGUCCUGGGGCAGGUGCUUGUGGAGGGAUGUAUACUGCGAAUACCAUGGCUACCGCCAUCGAAUCUAUGGGCCUCACACUUCCAGGAUCGUCAUCCACCCCUGCCACUUCUCCUGCGAAGAUGCGAGAAUGCGUCAAGGCUGCAGACGCAAUCAGAACCUGCAUGGAGAAAGACAUCAAACCCCUUGACCUCCUCACCAAAUGCUCCUUCGAGAACGCUCUUGUCAUGACUAUGGCGCUUGGUGGUAGCACAAAUGGUGUCGUGCAUUUUCUCGCCAUGGCUGCCACGGCCGGCGUGGAUCUCGCCCUUGAUGAUAUUCAGCGUGUCAGCAAUAAGAUCCCUUUCAUUGCAGAUCUGGCUCCUAGUGGGAAAUAUUACAUGGCGGAUCUCUAUGAAGUAGGCGGUGUUCCCUCCGUACAGAAGCUACUGAUUGCAGCCGGUCUUUUGGAGGGAAAUAUUCCUACCAUUACUGGCAAAACUUUGGCCGAGAACGUGGCCUCCUUCCCCUCUCUCCAGCAAGACCAAGUCAUCAUUCGACCUCUGUCAGACCCCAUCAAAUCAACAGGUCAUCUACAAAUCCUUCGAGGCAAUCUCGCCCCUGGGGGUGCGGUAGCCAAGAUCACGGGCAAAGAAGGCACCAGAUUCACAGGUAUUGCUCGCGUCUUUGAUAAAGAACGCGAAUUGGACAUCGCUCUCAACAAGGGUCUUAUCCCUCACAGUCCCAAUCUGGUUCUGAUUGUACGCUACGAGGGUCCAAAAGGUGGACCAGGGAUGCCAGAACAACUGAAAUCUUCGGCAGCGAUAAUGGGCGCCAAGCUUAAUAAUAUAGCCCUAGUGACGGAUGGUCGAUACUCAGGAGCAAGCCACGGUUUCAUCGUGGGACAUGUCGUACCCGAGGCAGCUGUUGGUGGCCCUAUUGCGGUUGUGCAGGACGGAGAUGUUGUCACAAUCAGUGUGGAGACGAACGAGCUGAACAUGGACGUUAGCGAGGAGGAGAUCAAAGAGAGGCUGUCAAAGUGGAAGAGGCCUAAGAGGACUGUCACAAGAGGAGUUUUGGCAAAAUACGAGGCUCUGGUGGGAGAUGCAAGCCAUGGUGCAUUGACGGAUGCCUUCUGA
This is a messenger RNA of Letharia columbiana, 1824 nucleotides long. RefSeq lists its product as uncharacterized. The record is from RefSeq and is a predicted model, not a curated record. Gene Ontology annotation, cellular component: mitochondrion. Gene Ontology annotation, biological process: branched-chain amino acid biosynthetic process. Bases 1 to 1824 code for a protein of 607 amino acids. The transcript has 5 exons. Lineage: Eukaryota; Fungi; Ascomycota; Lecanoromycetes; Lecanorales; Parmeliaceae. Gene Ontology annotation, molecular function: dihydroxy-acid dehydratase activity.